AUGCUGAGCUCUUCCAACCAGCCUGGAAGGAUCGCCGCCGUCAUUGUCAUCUGGCCGAGCUGUGCCCCGCGGGGCGCGCUCUCCAACUUCCACGAUCUCACACGGGCGCACGCGCGCGCGCGCGCACCAGGCGAGGGCGCCCAGGGCCCACGUGCCCUCGAGGGCGCACCGCGACCCUCCCGCGCCCCCCCCACCACCACCACCACCACCACGCGGGCGCAAGCCCGGAAAGCGCCCGCGUCCGCCCGCGCCCUGCGCUCCCCGCCCCCGCGGCCCCGCUCCGGAGCCCGGCGCCCGGCCGGCGGGACGGCUCUCACCUCGGCCUUUGUCCUCCCGCCGACGCAGCCCCGCUCCGGUGCGACCGCCGCCGUCGGAGGGCCGGCCCAGCCUACCCGCCGCGGUCCCACCCACAGCUGCCGGGCUCGGGGCCGGGCAGGGGGCGCUCGGCAAAGCCCGGAGCCGCGGAGCGCGGCCCGCGCCGGGGACGCGACCCCUGACCCCGGCCGCCGCCCCCCGCCCCCCCCCCCCCGCCUGAGUCCACUUCUCCGGGUCUUCGGGCCGACCGCGCGGCAGGGACGCGCGGUGGGCACCGCCGCCCCGGGACCCGGGCUGGGGAAGGGUCGCGCGCGGUGUGGGCGGCGUCCGGCGAGGGGUGUGGGCCACGCGGCAGGAGCCAGCCCCCGCGCCGGGAGUUCGGGCCCCCGCGGCACCCCGGCCCCCUCGUUCCCCACCCCCGCGCCCGGAUCCCCGCGCCCACAAGGCCGGUGGGAGGGUCAGCCAACGGCCCUGCCCGGCGCCGGCGUCCACCUCGAGGAAAUAACCAGGUCCCCACCUGAAGCGCCCGGCACCCGGCCGGCCCCGCGCGCUGGAAAGGUCGCUUUCUUCUCGGUCCUCCCCGCGGGCCCCCUCCCCGCGUUCCCGCGUGACCCAGACCUGGAGCCCCUCCGGCCACCGCGGACAUCGCGGGGCGGGUGGGGGGAUCUGGACACAAGUGGGAAGAACCCGCCGAGAACAGAGGUCAUUUUGUCGCUUGGGACCCAGGCGCCCGGAGGAGACAAGGAACCUGUGAGAUGCUGCACAGGAGUCGGAGGACCUGUCCUGGACCCUCCCUGCCCCUCACCUCCACGCGUUGCCAGCGAGGCCUUGGGCCUAUGAGUCACUGUCCUCCUGGACUGGAGAGUCACAGCCACCCAGCUGGGCAGUUAAGCGAGGAAAUGACAGAAUGAGGGGACAGCUCCCAGCAAAUGCCAGCACACAAGCAGGGCCUCAGUGAAGACGUUGACUGAAUCAAUCGUGGCAGAUCUGUAGCCUGAGUGGCAGCACCGUCAUGUUCCUUACUGUGAAGUAUUUCAAACACACGCUGGAGAGGCGACGUCAUGAGCCCUCCCUGUGUGCCCAAGAACCAGCCAAUCCUAACAUCUUGCCAUACUUGCUUCGGAUGUUCGUGUACAAAAUAAAUAAUAUCACAAUACA
This is a messenger RNA of Felis catus (domestic cat), 1473 nucleotides long. Its product is annotated as basic proline-rich protein-like. Lineage: Eukaryota; Metazoa; Chordata; Mammalia; Carnivora; Felidae. The transcript has 3 exons. The record is from RefSeq and is a predicted model, not a curated record. Bases 1 to 1155 code for a protein of 384 amino acids.